This is a messenger RNA of Aspergillus alliaceus, 2462 nucleotides long. RefSeq names its product putative DUF21 and CBS domain protein (Mam3). NCBI's taxonomy places the organism in Eukaryota, Fungi, Ascomycota, Eurotiomycetes, Eurotiales, Aspergillaceae. The record is from RefSeq and is a predicted model, not a curated record. Gene Ontology annotation, biological process: magnesium ion homeostasis. The transcript has 4 exons. Gene Ontology annotation, cellular component: intracellular membrane-bounded organelle. Bases 151 to 2328 code for a protein of 725 amino acids.
GGAAACGUCCCGAUCGCGACUCGGAUCAACUAACUCUAGUCCAAUUUCCCGAACUUGCGCCAUCUAAAUAUGUCCCUCUAGUAGCCCACCUUGUUUCCUUUUUCCUUUUUUUCUCUCUCUUCUUUUGUCUCCAAUCUUCACCCACAGGUGAUGGCUACACCUUCUGCCGUUCGUUUUCUGGCCAUCCGGCCGGUAAUAUUCGGGUUUACAAAAUUGUUUAUGCUGGCAUUGGGCGAGCUCCCUCUCGUCGCUGCCGCUCCCGCUACCUAUAUUGCUUACUCCGAAGAGACCCCAAAGUCUUCCAGCGAUCCGAACCUAUGGUUGUAUCUCGGAGUUGCCGCCUUCCUCGUUUUGAGCGGUGGUGCAUUUGCUGGUUUAACUAUUGCGUUGAUGGGCCAGGAUGAGGUCUAUCUACAGGUCAUCCAAACCUCCGGCGAAGAAUCAGAACGAAAGAACGCUGCAAGUGUGCUCAAACUGUUGAAGCGAGGGAAGCAUUGGGUCCUGGUGACUCUGCUACUCAGCAAUGUGAUCACGAAUGAAACCCUCCCCAUCGUCCUAGACCGGUCACUGGGGGGCGGCUGGCCGGCUGUUCUUGGCAGUACAGUCUUGAUUGUCAUUUUCGGCGAAGUUGUCCCCCAGUCGAUAUGUGUCCGUUACGGUCUUCCUAUCGGUGCUUGGAUGGCGCCUUGUGUCCUGGCUCUCAUGUACAUUAUGGCUCCUGUCGCAUGGCCCAUAGCGAAGCUUCUCGAUAAGCUGCUGGGAGAGGAUCAUGGAACAAUCUACAAAAAGGCUGGAUUGAAAACCUUGGUGACGCUACAUAAAACCUUGGGCGAAGCCGGCGAGCAGCUUAACUCCGACGAGGUCACUAUCAUUAGUGCCGUCCUAGACCUUAAGGACAAGCCGGUCGGUAGUAUUAUGACUCCAAUGGAGGAUGUUUUCACCAUGUCCGCGGAUACUGUUCUGGACGAAGAAACGAUGGAUUUAAUUCUCUCCCAGGGAUACUCCCGGAUUCCGAUUCACGCACCAGAUAAUCCUACGAAUUUUAUCGGCAUGCUUCUGGUUAAGAUGCUGAUAACAUAUGACCCCGAAGACGGUAGACGAGUACGGGAGUUCGCGCUAGCAACUUUACCCGAGACCCGUCCUGAGACAAGUUGCUUAGAUAUUGUAAAUUUCUUCCAGGAAGGCAAGUCCCACAUGGUUUUGGUGUCUGAGUACCCCGGUGAAGAUCGUGGUGCCUUGGGUGUUGUUACCUUGGAAGAUGUGAUCGAGGAGCUGAUUGGCGAGGAAAUCAUCGAUGAAUCGGAUGUCUUCAUUGAUGUUCAUAAGGCUAUAAGGCGCAUGACACCCGCCCCCCUUAGACCCCGGGUCCCUAAGGGCAAGAUUGUGGAAGAACCUCCUACGCUUCCACCGCAAAAGACUGGCAAUUUGAUCGAUGUAGAUGGCGACGUCCAAGCUCCCAAGGAUCCUGCGAAUCUUCGUCGUCGAAGCUCGGUGGAACGGCCACUGCCGCGUUUCCAACUCCGGAUGCCGCAGUCCGACCGGAAUUCAGAUUCGACCGAUGGUUUAGUGACCAAAAGGGGAACCACAGACGAAAUUCGCGAGCAUUUGAAACAUUUAGGCCCUUCCAACUUGGCCAGCCGACCCCGUCAGACUCGGUAUCAGAACGUGAAGAUCAAGCGGGCCAGCGCCUCACCCACUCGGUCUGGGCAAACCGAUAUAGAGUCCGGCCAGAGUACGUCCGGUUCUCAAGCCUUGCGUACCAAGUCAGGCGCUUUACCUGGUGGUAUUAGCGAGGGGCUAGUUCAGCCAGGCCUGGAUGCGAGAGAUGGCGUAUAUGCAGUUCGCGUAGGGUACGGCACCAUCUCCGGUGCUAAACCCGCCGACGCCGGGACUCAGACAGCUGGGAAGGACGUCUCGAUCCCAGAAUCGGUCGAGGAACAAGACGAACCUCGCCGUCCUCCUGGAAGCGCCGCUAUCAGUGUGAACUCAGAAAGCUCCCACUCACAGAAGUUCAGGCCAACCAGCUACCAGCACCAAGGCCCUGCUCGUAGUGGCAGUAUCACCGAACAAGUGGUUGAUGUGAAUGGAAUUCGAAAAGUGGUUCUCCACACAACCAGCACUAGUUCCUCUGAGAAUGAGGGAUGCGACUCACCGAAAACCAAAUUCCCAGUCCGAAAAGACGGGCAGGUAGUCGACCUAAAUGGUCACACGUCCGAAGGCGCUCCCGCUGAUGGGACUAAGAAACGCCGUCGUCGACGCAGGCGUGGGAACGCGUCGAAGCCGUCAGACAACCAUGUAGAUGAGGAAUCGCCUCUACUGCCACAAUGACAUUGACUUUUGGGCAUCUUCUGCUGGGCAGAGCUGCUUUGAGAUGUCUUGUUAUAUUUGAAAAGAAGCGUUGACUAGUGCACAUUGAGACACAUUGAGCUGCCUGUUACUCUUAUGUAUGCCGGAGGAAACUA